This is a messenger RNA of Chanos chanos (milkfish), 1737 nucleotides long. RefSeq names its product diacylglycerol kinase, epsilon (gene dgke). Gene Ontology annotation, cellular component: membrane. The transcript has 11 exons. Gene Ontology annotation, biological process: phospholipase C-activating G protein-coupled receptor signaling pathway. Lineage: Eukaryota; Metazoa; Chordata; Actinopteri; Gonorynchiformes; Chanidae. The coding region runs from base 1 to 1737 and encodes 578 amino acids. Gene Ontology annotation, molecular function: ATP-dependent diacylglycerol kinase activity. The record is from RefSeq and is a predicted model, not a curated record.
AUGGAUACUGAGAUCGGGAGAAACUCGGACCAGUUGAGUUCAAAUGAGUCUCUGGAAGAAUGGACCCUGCUUGGUUGGACCGCUUUUGCGGUGCUGGUUCCGGUGCUUAUCACGUUAUGGUGCAGUUUCCAGAGGUCGAAGCGGAAGAUGCUCAUGAGAGACAUUCUUCGCAAGAGCAAGCACGGCUGGCAUUACACUGAUCUCUUCAACAAACCCACCUAUUGCUGUAUGUGCGCCCAACCUAUUCUCCAGGGCGCCUUUUGCGACUGCUGCGGACUAUGCGCCGACGAGCAAUGCAUAAGACGGGCAGACCGCACUCUUCCGUGCAAGGAAAUUAUGGAUCCGACCCACGCAGAUGGAAGUUUCCGUCACCGCUGGGUUCGGGGUAAUGUACCACUGGCAAGUUAUUGCGCAGUCUGUAAGCAGCAGUGCGGGACACAACCAAAGCUCUGUGACUACAGAUGUGUUUGGUGUCAGAGGACGGUCCAUGAUGACUGCAAACCUAGCCUGGAUGAUGGGGAUGGUUGUGAUCUUGGGGAGUUCCGAUGUCUUAUCAUCCCACCCCACUACCUCUACAACGUCAACAAACUGCGUCGCCGGCACCCAGAUGAAUACUGCAAGCUGGCUGCAGCCUAUGGAGGCGGAUGGACGCCGGUGCUGGUGCUGGCGAACACCCGCAGCGGGAACAACAUGGGCGAAGCCCUGCUGGGAGAGUUCCGCACCCUCCUUAACCCUGUUCAGGUGUUUGAUCUGUCUGAACUGGCUCCAUCCAAAGCCCUGCAGUUAUGCACUUUGCUCCCACCGGGCUGUGUCCGUGUGCUGGUGUGUGGUGGAGAUGGCACUGUUGGUUGGGUUCUGGACGCCAUAGACAAUAUGAGGCUCAAGGGUCAGGACCAGUUUAUACCUAGGGUGACUAUACUUCCCCUCGGCACAGGAAAUGACCUGUCUAACUCCCUGGGCUGGGGAGCAGGUUACGCUGGAGAAAUUCCUGUAGAACAGGUUCUGAGGAACAUUUUGGAUGCUGAGGUGGUGAAGAUGGACAGGUGGAAAGUUCAGAUCACCUCAAAAGGCCACUACUUUAGGAAGCCUAAGGUGCUGUCUAUGAAUAAUUAUUUCUCAGUGGGUCCGGACGCUUUGAUGGCGCUGAAUUUCCAUGCUCAUCGAGAGAAAACCCCGACCUUCUUUUCCAGCCGCAUCAUCAACAAGGCUGUGUAUUUCCUCUAUGGAACCAAAGAUUGCUUGGUGCAAGAAUGCAAAGAUCUGGAUAAGAGGAUUGAGCUGGAGCUGGACGGAGAGAGGGUCGCCUUACCCAGUCUGGAGGGCAUCAUCGUCUGUAACAUCGGCUACUGGGGAGGAGGGUGUCGGCUGUGGGAGGGGAUGGGAGACGAGCCCUGCCCACCGACACGGUUGGAUGACGGGCUGCUGGAGGUGGUUGGUGUGUUUGGCUCUUUUCACUGCGCUCAGAUCCAGGUCAAGCUCGCCAAUCCUGUCCGACUGGGCCAGGCACAUACUGUCAGGCUGGUGCUGAAGAGUUCCCGGAUGCCCAUGCAGGUCGACGGGGAGCCCUGGGCCCAGGGCCCCUGUACCGUCACCAUUACCCAUAAGACCCAGGCUCUCAUGCUCUACCACAGCGCCGAGCACACGGACGAUGACGACGAGGAGUCCAGCGGCUCCGAGGCGGAGGGCGCGUCGGCCGUCCGAGCCCGGCCGCGGGACGGGGUGCCAGGCCAUCAGUGA